CCCUUAUCCAAAAACAACUGAAAGGGAUUAAGAAAGGGACCUAUAAUUCUUUUCAAAAAUAUUACUAUUUCACCGAAACUCAAGCCCUUCGAGGCAUUAAACCUCUUUUGGAACAGCAUAAAUUAACCCUGACUUUUAGUGAUAAUCCCGAAAGUUGUGUCAUGGAAAAAGGAGAAAAAGAAUGA
Molecule: messenger RNA, 185 nt
Organism: Racocetra persica
Lineage: Eukaryota; Fungi; Glomeromycota; Glomeromycetes; Diversisporales; Gigasporaceae
Source: the annotation of a GenBank genome assembly